AUGUCGAGACAGCCUCUUUCAGUAGCAGAGAUUCUCGAGAAGCAAAAGCAAGAGUCGGCACUCAAACCACGCUUCCUGUCGAAAGCUGAACGAGCUGCCAAUGCGGAGCACGAGAAGCAGGAACAAGAACGCCAGCGAGCGCAAAAACAGGAGCUGGAACGCAAGCAACGGCUCAAGUUCGAGCAGCAGGCUCGCUCUGUCGCCUCCUCUUCCUCGUCAUCAUCACAACGACAUCCAGCACGACCCUCGGCGAGGGGAUCGGAUCGAUAUCGUUCAGAAAGUGAAGAUCUGGAUUAUGGAAGCGUCGUAAACGGAAGAGCUGAUGAUCGCAGGAGAAGACCAGAUACGGAUAUCAGGAACGGUAACCAUCACUUUUCCAAUGGUCAACCUCAUGUAUCGAACGGAUACGCUGCGAAUGGCGGAGAAGGAGCCGAGGCCAGUAGCAGCAGCAGCAGCGCACCCCUGACGGAAUCAGAACAAGCCUCGAUUCGACGUAGAUACCUCGGGCUGAAAGAGGACAAGAAGAAACCCAAGCGCAGACCCACCGACAAGAAAUUUGUCUUUGAGUGGGGCGAAGAGGAUGAUACCGCUACCGAGUCGCUCACUGUUCAAAUUCAGGCCGAAACUAAUGCUUCGGCUGCAACCUCUUAUUCGUCGCGCUACGACUCUCUCGACAAACGCUUUGACGACAAGCACUGGAGCGAGAAAUCGCUUUCACAGAUGAAGGAUCGCGACUGGCGCAUCUUUCGCGAAGAUUUUGGCAUCUCUGCGCGCGGCGGCAACAUUCCAAAGCCGUUGCGGUCGUGGCGCGAAUCAGGUAUCCCCGCCUCGAUUCUAAGCACCAUCGAAGAGGUGGGAUACAAAGAACCUUCGCCUAUUCAACGACAGGCUAUUCCUAUCGGCUUGCAAAACAGAGACUUGAUUGGAAUUGCCGAAACCGGAUCCGGUAAAACCGCAUCAUUCCUAAUUCCCCUCCUUGCGUACAUCUCCAAACUGCCAAAGCUGGACGAGCACACAAAAGCUCUCGGACCGCAGGCUCUCAUCCUCGUACCCACACGAGAACUGGCGCAGCAGAUUGAGACGGAAACCAACAAGUUUGCUGGUCGACUUGGGUUGCGCUGUGUCUCAAUCGUGGGUGGAAGGGAUAUGAAUGAUCAGGCAUAUGCGUUACGCGAUGGAGCCGAGAUCGUGAUUGCUACACCAGGAAGGUUGAAGGACUGCAUCGAGCGGCACGUGCUGGUGUUGAGUCAGUGUACCUACGUGGUGAUGGAUGAAGCGGACAAGAUGGUGGAUAUGGGAUUUGAACCGCAGGUAAAUUUCAUCUUGGAUUCGUUGCCCGUAUCCAAUUUGAAGCCGGAUAAUGCUAUUCCGGAAGGAUCGGCUGACGAUAUGGUGGGCAAAUAUAGAGUGACGAUGUUAUACUCUGCCACCAUGCCACCGUCGGUUGAACGGAUGGCGAGGGUGUAUCUACGUCGUCCCGCGACCAUCACGAUCGGCGAUGCAGGUCAAGCAGUAGCGACCGUUGAACAGAUUGUCGAAUUCAUCCCUACCGAAGAUCAACGCCGAACGCGACUCAUCUCGAUCCUGCAACAAUCUUCGCAUCUGGUACCGAUCAUCGUCUUUGUCAAUCAGAAAAAAGCCGCCGAUCAACUGUCCUCGUACCUCACACGUCACGGCUUCCACACGUCCACGCUUCACUCUGGAAAAACUCAAGACCUCCGAGAAGAAGCCCUCGCCAACCUCCGCUCGGGUCACACGCAGAUCCUAGUCGCGACCGAUCUAGCAGGACGCGGCAUUGACGUCCCCGACGUCGGACUGGUCGUCAACUUUGCCAUGCCCAACAACAUCGAAGCUUACAUCCAUCGAAUCGGUAGAACAGGCCGAGCUGGAAAGCAGGGCACAGCAGUCACCUUUGUAGACCAGGCAGAUAGCGAUCUAUUCUGGGAUCUCAAACAGGAGCUGACCAAGAGCAAGUUGAGUACCGUCCCACAACAGUUGGCGAGACACCCGGCCGCAAUGCAUAAGCCGGUCAAGGACGGCAUGGGCAAGCGGAAACGCGAAAGGGAGGACGACGGGUAG
Messenger RNA from Mycosarcoma maydis (corn smut), 2079 nucleotides. Its product is annotated as putative U5 snRNP protein. NCBI's taxonomy places the organism in Eukaryota, Fungi, Basidiomycota, Ustilaginomycetes, Ustilaginales. The transcript has a single exon. The record is from RefSeq and is a predicted model, not a curated record. Gene Ontology annotation, cellular component: catalytic step 2 spliceosome. Gene Ontology annotation, molecular function: RNA helicase activity; RNA binding; ATP binding. The coding region runs from base 1 to 2079 and encodes 692 amino acids. Gene Ontology annotation, biological process: mRNA splicing, via spliceosome.